This is a messenger RNA of Arabis nemorensis, 717 nucleotides long. The record is from the annotation of a GenBank genome assembly. Lineage: Eukaryota; Viridiplantae; Streptophyta; Magnoliopsida; Brassicales; Brassicaceae.
AUGGCCAUUGUUGAUGUUGAUGAUUCUUUCAAGAGACCAGGAACUGUACCUUUUAGCUGGGAGAUCCGACCCGGAGUGCCAAAAACCCGGCCCGGUAAUAACACCACCAUCACAACUAGUCUUCUUCUUCUUCAACCACACAAGAAACUCUCUCCUCUCCGAUUAAAACCAUUGUCUCACUCACAAUCACUUCUUCUUCUUCCUCCGGCGUUAUCUCCACCGUCUUCUUCUUUCAUAUCAAAUUCAAAAACCCGUCCUUUAUCUCCUCUCACUCCUCCUUCAUUCUCUACUACACCAUCCAAACUCAAACCACCACCACCGUCGCAUCAAUCUGGAUUCUAUUACUCUCCGGGACCUUCUUUCCGAUCAUCUCCACGUGCUUUCUCUGAAAGGUGGCAGCUUCACCGUCCAAACCGGGUCAACCCCAGAUCCGAGUCCGAAUCCGAACCAAGACACGAUUUUGCUGUUCCUGGGCUCGGGUGUUUCCCGUCGCCCAAGUUUAGGUUGAGGAAGAACAAGAACGGUGGUCGGAGAAAAACCGGGUCUAGAUCGGAGAAUGAGUACUGUUCCGAUAUGGAGACGAUGUCGCCGUGGACUGUUUCUAGCCGGAGAUCGGUUUCUCCGAGAUGGGAGUCGCCCAAGUCGUCGUUUUCUUCGCUUCGAUUCUCGCCACGUAUCGCCAACGAAGCUGAAUGGGUCGGAUUUGGGCUCUUUUGA